Manacus vitellinus (golden-collared manakin) is the source of this 1403-nucleotide messenger RNA. RefSeq names its product adiponectin receptor protein 1. Gene Ontology annotation, biological process: adiponectin-activated signaling pathway. Gene Ontology annotation, cellular component: plasma membrane. The coding region runs from base 1 to 825 and encodes 274 amino acids. The record is from RefSeq and is a predicted model, not a curated record. The transcript is spliced from 6 exons. Lineage: Eukaryota; Metazoa; Chordata; Aves; Passeriformes; Pipridae. Gene Ontology annotation, molecular function: signaling receptor activity.
AUGCGGCCUCCUCGCCGCCAGGGGGCAGCCGAGCGCGAGGACAACAAAGCCGCGCGGCGCGGCCAGAGCGUCUCCCCCUCCUUCUACCCCUCCAGCUGUGAGGCUCCACCAAUCAAGGCGCGCGGGGGCGGGAUCACAGCGAGAGAGACGGCUGAGGAGCCACCGUGCCCGGCGGCACGGGAGGAGGAGGAGGAGGAGGUGGUCCGAGUGCUGACCCUGCCCCUCCAGGCUCAUCAUGCCAUGGAAAAGAUGGAAGAGUUCGUGUACAAGGGCUGGGAUAAAGCUCUGCAGAGGCACAGGUUCCUGCUGUUCCUGUGCCUGGGAAUCCUGACCAUGCUGCGGCCCAACAUGUACUUCAUGGCGCCGCUGCAGGAGAAGGUCGUGUUCGGGAUGUUCUUCCUGGGGGCCGUGCUCUGCCUCAGCUUCUCCUGGCUCUUCCACACCGUCUACUGCCACUCCGAGAAGGUCUCCCGCACCUUCUCCAAGUUGGAUUACUCGGGAAUCGCGCUGCUGAUCAUGGGCAGCUUCGUGCCCUGGCUCUACUACUCCUUCUACUGCUCCCCCCAGCCGAGGCUCAUCUACCUCUCCAUCGUCUGUGUCCUGGGAAUCUCUGCCAUCAUCGUGGCCCAGUGGGACCGAUUCGCCACCCCCAAGCACCGGCAGACCCGGGCAGGUGGGAAUGGGGGUGGGAAUGGGUUCCAGUCCCAUCAGAUCUUCCACGUGCUGGUGGUGGCCGCAGCCUUUGUCCACUUCUACGGGGUGUCCAACCUGCAGGAAUUCCGCUACGGGCUGGAAGGGGGGUGCACAGAUGACUCCCUGCUCUGAGGGCACCGCCUGCUUUUAGUCCAAGCUUUCCUCAAGUGCUUUUUAAACUCUUUUUGUCUUUGCUCAGAUCCAAGGAAGACUCAAAAACUGGGUUUGGGGGUUGCUGGUGGGGUUUUUUUGUUGUUCUUUGGGUUUGUUUUUUUUUUAAAGAAAUGGAGAAAUCCUUUAGGAAAGUCAUCGACCAAAUCUUCACCCCCUCCCCCAGUGGGGUCUGGGGGGGUUUGGGGGCUCCCCCAGGCCGGGUUUAGCUGCACUGGGGGCUCCCCCAGCACAGGGAGCAGCUGCUGUUCCUGCCCAACCGAGCACAUCCCGCCCCUCACCGACCCCACAUAUCCCCCUGGGAAUUCUGCGGCUCCCAGGGCAGCUCCCGGGGCACAGAGUGUGUAAUUUAAAAUGUUUUAAUUGUCCUUUUUUUUCGGUUUGUUUUUUUCCUUGACCAUGUAAAGAGAAAGGAGGGUAUUUAAUAUUUAAACCGAGCUUUAAAGGCAGCCCCUCGGCCAGGAGGGGCAGGGGGGGCUGGUCUGGGACUCAGAGCUGCUGUAGAGACAAUAAAAGGUCACUGGAUCAGUGUCACCCGG